This is a messenger RNA of Aplosporella prunicola CBS 121167, 501 nucleotides long. RefSeq lists its product as uncharacterized. The transcript has 3 exons. Bases 1 to 501 code for a protein of 166 amino acids. The record is from RefSeq and is a predicted model, not a curated record. Lineage: Eukaryota; Fungi; Ascomycota; Dothideomycetes; Botryosphaeriales; Aplosporellaceae.
AUGAGGGACAAAGGCGCCAUUCCUUGGGUUCAUAAGCACCAAGCUGUCCCAAGCACACCUCGCCAAGGUGCUGAAAUCGAGGCCGACGAUUUACAAUUCCCAUCUGUCUUACGAACGGAUAACACAUCCUGUGCAACAAAAUCGAGGCUCACGAUUCUUACAAUUAUCAUAUUUCACGAGUUGCACGAGGCCGAAAAGAUGACGAGAGCAUUUACUGCGCAGUACAUGACCAUCCUUGACGCAUCUGUCCCAUGUCUAAGGCUAGCAGCAGCGAACAUGAGUGAGCAGUACCAUUUUCGAACAAUUACGUCGGACCUCACGAAGCCACUCAUGGUGCCACAAUAUCGCUACUACUGCUCCACCUACGCUAGAAUUCGCACCGCAGACCGAAUCUACGAAUCCGACCAUGUUAAAGAUUGUCAUAUACGAGAAGUUGAUGGAAGGUUUAUGUGCUCUAAAGCCAUCUUCUAUCUAGUGGUAAUUAGCACAGAAGUUGACUGA